AUGACCAGUCCCUCCGCUUCUUCUCGCAAGGCUUUGAGCAAGAUCGCCUGCAAUAGGCUACAGAAAGAGCUUAUGGAAUGGCAGGUUAAUCCUCCUGCUGGAUUCAAACACAAAGUUACUGAUAAUCUCCAAAGAUGGGUAAUUGAAGUCAACGGAGCACCGGGGACUUUGUAUGCUAACGAAAUUUACCAGCUGCAGGUUGAUUUUCCUGAACAUUACCCUAUGGAAGCACCGCAGAUUUUUUUGCCACGUGAAAGUUUUGCACGUGGCAAUCAUCCGUGUGAGCCCCACAUUGCAUUCCCCGCCAUUAUCACCGAAUCACUGACCGUUGAUUUAGGUUCUGCUUUUGACUAUAAACAAUCUGAGUGCACUAAUGUUUUCCCCCAUCAAUCACUUGACCUUGCCCUCUCUCUCUUGUCUCCAGAAAUCGUGCAAGAAGCCAUGACCAGUCCCUCCGCUUCUUCUCGCAAGGCUUUGAGCAAGAUCGCCUGCAAUAGGCUACAGAAAGAGCUUAUGGAAUGGCAGGUUAAUCCUCCUGCUGGAUUCAAACACAAAGUUACUGAUAAUCUCCAAAGAUGGGUAAUUGAAGUCAACGGAGCACCGGGGACUUUGUAUGCUAACGAAAUUUACCAGCUGCAGGUUGAUUUUCCUGAACAUUACCCUAUGGAAGCACCGCAGGUUGUUUUUAUCCCUCCAGCUCCACUUCACCCUCAUAUUUAUAGCAAUGGCCAUAUCUGUUUAGAUAUCUUGUAUGAUUCUUGGUCCCCAGCCAUGACAGUCAGUUCCAUCUGCAUCAGUAUUCUCUCCAUGUUAUCAAGCUCCACUGUUAAGCAACGUCCAACAGACAACGAUCGAUACGUAAAGAACUGUAGGAAUGGCAGAUCCCCGAAGGAGACGAGAUGGUGGUUCCAUGAUGAUAAAGUGUAAUGAUGAAAUUGGAUCAUUGUCACAUGGGGGGUGUAACAUCACCUUGUCCGUGUGGGCACAUUUGUGUCAAGGAAGAUGUCUUUACUUCGAAAAAUAGCAGGAAAAACAAGAAAAAUUUUACAUGUGAAACACUUUUAACUACUGUGGGUCAUGAGACAAGUAUAUAAAAGCUGCUAUAAGGCAGCAAAUCAACUUUCCUAUUCUCAUCCUGUUUUGCUGUGUGGUGUUGCAACUUUUCCUGGUUUAAGCCCAACUUACUUAUCUUAAGGUUGUAAAUAUAAACAUAAGGGGAGAACAUCAUUGGUCAGUGGUGUAUGUAAGUUGUGUAGCAAUUUAAUCCGUCAGCCAUUUAACCAUGGUUUUGAUUGUGGGAUGAGUCAGUAAUGUUUUGAUGCAUCUUCUAUUGAAUAUUAUGCCUUGGGCUGAUAGGGUUUUAUGCAGCUUCGGUUGAGAAUGGGAAGCCCUCUACAUUGGAUGUAUUAUGUUGUAAAGUCUCUGAU
This is a messenger RNA of Ilex paraguariensis (yerba mate), 1427 nucleotides long. The record is from the annotation of a GenBank genome assembly. Lineage: Eukaryota; Viridiplantae; Streptophyta; Magnoliopsida; Aquifoliales; Aquifoliaceae.